AACUGAACAGCUUAGUCGAUUAGAGACUCGCGAAAUAGGAAGAACUCCGACUUGCCCCGAUCCAUGAGAGAAAGAAAGAGAGAGAGAGAAGAGGAAAAAAAACAGCUAUUUCAAAAUUGAUUAACAAAGAGUUUCUUUCUGACAUCACAAAUAAACACCAUGUUCAUCAGUUUGUUGGUCCUUUUUGUCGGUCUAUCAACAAUCAAUGCACAAUAUGGGUGCUCAGAUAGGAGUGCUAUUUGCAUCAACAUCCACAACUGUUCGGAGAUUACAACCAUCUUGAGAAAUGCCGCAAGACCACUAUCACCACAGGUACAGCAGAUCCUUAGGGAAUUACAUUGUGGCUUCGAGGGCAAUGUCCCGAAAGUUUGUUGCAAGCAGCAACAAGUAACACACACGAUGACAUCGACGACGACGCCGACACCGACGCCGACGCCGACACCGACGCCGACGCCGACGCCGACGACGACGACGACGACCACGACGACCACGAUGUCGCCGACGCCGACAACGUUGACUACGAUGAUGCCGACGAUGACGACGACGACGAUGACGACGACGACGACGACGAUGGCGGCAAUGACAAUAACAACAGCAGCCCCAAAUUCAGAAGAUAUUACAGAUCCACCGGAUGUGACAAAUCAUCCGAAUCUGCAUCUUUUGGAUCACCAAAACUGCGGGCACUUUUUUGCGGAUGGAUUAUUCGGCAACAAAGCAAGAAUCUUCCAGUAUCCAUGGAUGGCAUUGAUCGCAUAUGAAAGCAACAUACCCCUGAAUCCGCAGUUUCUUUGUAGUGGCACAGUCAUCUCCUCGCGCUACAUCCUCACUGCUGCUCACUGCAUUACGUCACUCCCAGGAACUCUCAGACUAAAAGGCGUCAGGGUAGGAGAUCACGACAUAAGCACGGAACAUGACUGUGAGUACUUCAAUGGGAUGAAGGACAUAUGCGCUGAAAAGUAUCAAGAUUUCGGCGUGGAUAAUUUUUACUUCCAUCCGGGAUACACGACAACAGAGUUAAAAAAUGACAUCGGGCUUAUCAGGUUGAAUGAUAGCAUAGACUUCUCAUCUGAAAAUGUCAAGCCCAUUUGUUUACCUUUGAGUACUGCGGCGAAAGUAAAUAUUAGAAGGGCUCUGGUGACAGGCUGGCAUCUAGCAGAUGGGCGCAACACAUACCUUCAACAAGAAAGACAGCUGGUGGUUUCUACCGAGCAGUGUAAAGAGAUAUAUAACCAGUCCAAGUAUCAAAUCUGGUAUAAACAACUAUGCGCUGGUGGUCGAAUAAACGACACCUGUUUGGGCGAUGGAGGCAGUCCUCUGCAAAUGCCUGGUACAUACGGCACGUCAGUGCGUAUGAUCCAGCAAGGUAUAGUCAGCUAUGGAGCAACGUCAUGUGGCGUCGCGGGCAUCCCUGAUGUUUACACCAGAGUCGCCUAUUACAUGGACUGGAUCCUCAACACUAUGACAGAUUAAAAUGUAACUGAAACGUUAGGACGCAAGAUUCUCAUAUGUUUAAAAUUGGAAAGUAGAAUUCAAUUAAUCAACAUGAAAUAGACUAGAAUUAAAAAAAUUAUAUUUAAUUGGUCAAAUUCUAAUCUACAAUUCAUAAUCUUCAAUCACCAAUAUAUAGAGUUUAAUACAGAUUUAAUAAAAUUUGCGAUUGCUCUCUCACAAAAAAUCGCGAAACACUUUUUAGUUAAAAAUCUAUCUGUUUUUAUCUUAAAAGCAUGUAUUUAAAAAAAAAAAAAAGAGUUGACCACUCUCAACACUUUGGAUCAUAGACCUGCAGCGUACAGAGCAUAUACACAAAAAUCACAGACUUCGUUUCUUGGAUUCUUAAUUUAAAUUAUGGAAUCUUAAUUUAAAUUUGAAGUCAACAGAGACAUUAUCUACGAAGAAAAUUUUGAUUAUUGUUCGAAGACGACUUUUGUAAGAAAGGCACCGAGUUAAAAUAUAUUAUCGUACAUUAA
This is a messenger RNA of Solenopsis invicta (red fire ant), 1967 nucleotides long. RefSeq names its product serine protease grass-like. Bases 160 to 1470 code for a protein of 436 amino acids. Gene Ontology annotation, molecular function: serine-type endopeptidase activity. The transcript is spliced from 5 exons. Lineage: Eukaryota; Metazoa; Arthropoda; Insecta; Hymenoptera; Formicidae. The record is from RefSeq and is a predicted model, not a curated record. Gene Ontology annotation, biological process: proteolysis.